Molecule: messenger RNA, 2606 nt
Organism: Phyllostomus discolor (pale spear-nosed bat)
Lineage: Eukaryota; Metazoa; Chordata; Mammalia; Chiroptera; Phyllostomidae
Gene: ACBD4
Product: acyl-CoA binding domain containing 4
Exons: 10
Coding region: 623-1474 (283 amino acids)
Biological process (GO): fatty acid metabolic process
Molecular function (GO): fatty-acyl-CoA binding
Source: RefSeq, a predicted model, not a curated record
UUCCCCUUCGCCCCGCGUCCCCAUCCCGGCCACACAGGGCCGGGAGGUCAGUAGGAAGCCUUCGGCUAGUGGCGAGAAAGGACCCGGGUUACGGGCAGGGGGCUCUGCGGGGAGUUGGAGAUGAGCAUUUAAAGGGGCACUGAGACCCCCUUACCACCUACUUCUCUACCCAGCCGCCGAGGACGGCGCUACCCACCCCAGUCGUACCAACGCUGCCUUGGGGUAGAAAAAGGAGUCUCCAGGCACAGCUUCUGACCUCCACGGGUAUCUCAGGCCUCUCAGGAGCUUAGUUUGCCCCUCUGGAAAGUGGAUCAGUGGCUUACGGAGGUGCGUGCCGGGGUGGACUCUGGAGGUCUGCUCACAUAGAGGCUUGUUCUUGCAGAGUUGCUCAAAAGUAGGGCCUCGGUGCUCAGAGCAGCUGGAAAUGGGUACCAAGAAUAAAAUUCCAGAACCGGAGUGCCAGGAACAGUUCCAGGCCGCGGUCAGAGUCAUUCAGAACCUGCCUAAGAACAGUGAUGGGUGGCUCUCCCCCCCACCUCCAUCCUCUUGGAGCUGGGGGUGAUACUCUGCCCUCCACUUCCCAACUUCCUGCCCAGGCUAUUACCGCCCCUCCUACGAAGAGAUGCUUCGAUUCUACAGCUACUACAAGCAGGCUACCAUGGGGCCCUGCCAGGUUCCCCGGCCUGGGUUCUGGGACCCCAUUGGACGAUAUAAGUGGGAUGCCUGGAACAGCCUGGGCAAGAUGAGCAGGGAGGAGGCCAUGUCCGCCUACAUCGCUGAGAUGAAGGUGGUGGCACAGAAGGUGAUUGACACAGUGCCACUGGGUGAGGUGGCGGACGACAUUUUUGGUUACUUUGAGCCCCUGUACCGGCUGAUCCCUGACAUGCCAAGGCCCCCAGAAACCUUCCUGAGAAGGGUCACAGGUUGGAAAGAGCAGGUACUGAAUGGAGAUGCCGGCGCUGCCCCAGAGCCUCCCCGCCUCCCCAAGGAACCAGCACCCCCAAGCCCAGAGUCUCCACCACCCAGGGACCUGGACUCUGAGGUUUUCUGUGAUUCUUUGGAGCAGCUGGAGCCUGAGCUGCAGGUCUGGGCAGAGCAGAAGGGCGCCCCUGGAGGAGAGCCCGACAACAGAGACAGCCCCGUGCCCCCAACAGAGAAAGAGGGGUUGAAAGGCAGCCUGCCUGGGCCCCAGGAAUUGGACACGUGGCUGGUGGGGACAGUGCGAGCACUGCAGGAGAGCAUGCGGGACGUCCAGGGGAGGCUGCAGAGCCUGGAGAGCAUGCCUGGCCCCGCGCAGCUGCUCUGUCUGUCCGUCCAGCCCAGGAGCACAUGCUGCAGCUGGUUCCUGUCCUUUCAAGACCCUUGUAGUCCAGACCAGUCCAUGUUCCUUGCUGUCGACUUGCUGAUGAGACUCAGCCAGUGGUCCUGUAGAGAUGUCCCAUUUUGGGGGGACUGCUUGCAUCCUGGUGGCUAGUUCACAUGACCAGGUUUCAUGAGAGGCGAGGUCCUUCACACUAGGGGAUGCAUAUCCGGAUGUACGCCCAUGAGGGAUUCUAGCGUGGACCACUCCCAUGGACGAGGGGCGACAGUCUCACCCCACCACUGUGAAGCCGUUUUGCUCUUGGAAGCGGAGCCAGGGAAGGUCUGGCUCCCUGUCCGGCCCGUGUAUCACACGGGCUUGGACAACACUUGAUAGGCAAUCAUUGUCUAAAUCAAUAAUUUAUUUAGUGGUUGCCAAGGGAAUUUACUUUUAAAUUCUUCUAUUCCUUUAAAAUUUAUUAGCUGUUAUUUUCGAGUAGUUGCCUUGAUCUAGGAGUUCCCUGAAAUACAGUGUCUUAUGAAAAAGCAGAAUAAGUGCUUAAUCCUCUUUAAUUCUCUUUUUAAAGUAAGGAGUUGCUUUAACAGCCUCAGUGGUGACAAAUCUCCAACCUGCCCCCUCUUUGGGUGUCAGUGCGGACUCACGGAUUUCACACUCAGUGUUUCGGGCAGCCGCAGCCACCCUUCUUUUCGGUGCUCAGAUUGUCACAGCUCUGGUCCGCGGAGACCCUUCGGGUUGGGGCCUGUCGUGACCUCACUCAUGCCUAAAAGUUUCCUUGCUUUCUGGCACAAGAUGUCCCACAUUCACCUCUGCCUUUCCUGCUCCAGCCCUGGAGCCAGCCACUUCUCCAAGGAGCCCUGGCUCCUUUGAGCAAAGAAUAUUUAGAGACUAAAAUCAGAGCACUCAGAUCCUCAUUUGACAUACGCGGCACAUCCAUUACAAUGCGGGGUCUCAGGCCGCACCAGCAGGGCCACUGCUGUGCGCCCAGAGGAAACAGCCAGGAAGUCGGCCCUUCCACCCGCCCGGCAGCCCCUCCCUCUUCCAGCCCUCUGGGCACCGGGACUGUCCUGGAAGGAGGACAGGGAGUGAGUGGAGCUAAUCUGUCAGGGACACACCAGGAACCCCGGGAUCCCUUCCCUUCUAGUGGUGCAGAUAUGGGGGUGGGGGCUUCUCCGACCCAGUCCUCACAAUCUUGAGGAAGUGGAAGCUCCCACUGAGUUCUGCAACCGGGAUCCUAAGGAGGGCCCAGUCGGUGCUGAGGCGUGGGCUGGCCCCUGACUCCCUCCCU